AUGGCUGGGAGAAUGAGCCUAGUCAGUCACAUAGCUGCGGAUUCUGAAAAAGCUCCACGAUCGUAUCGUGGAUGGCAUCCAAGAGGCUCUGAGGUUGCUGGCUCAGAAGCCUCUGCACGACCUCCUUCAUGUGCACAUCACUCCAGAUAUGGGAUGUCGAGGCCUGUGAGGAUGUCGAAGGGUUUCGAGCUGGUUCAAAGGCUUCAUGGAUUCCAUGUUCAUACUCUUGGUGACACCACCAAUGGUUGCAUGUCUACUGAUGGGCCGCAUUUUAAUCCUGCUGGGAAGGAACAUGGGGCACCUGAAGAUGAGAACUGCCACACUGAUGAUCUUGAAAAUAUGACUGCUGGUGAAGAUGAGACUGUUAAUUUUAGCAUUGUUGACAAGCAGAUUCCUCAAAGUGGACCAAAUUCUAUUAUUGGAAGGGUUGUUGUUGUCCAUGCCAAUCCUGAUAACCUCAAAAAGGGUAAACUUUACUCCUCAGAUAUUCAUGUUAACUUCAUAUUUCAUUAA
Molecule: messenger RNA, 513 nt
Organism: Elaeis guineensis (African oil palm)
Lineage: Eukaryota; Viridiplantae; Streptophyta; Magnoliopsida; Arecales; Arecaceae
Source: RefSeq, a predicted model, not a curated record